Messenger RNA from Cetraspora pellucida, 358 nucleotides. NCBI's taxonomy places the organism in Eukaryota, Fungi, Glomeromycota, Glomeromycetes, Diversisporales, Gigasporaceae. The record is from the annotation of a GenBank genome assembly.
GGAAACAAUUAUUCCGAAUACACCCCCAGAUUACGCUAGUCUUUAUGAAAAAUGCUGGUCUACUGAACCAAACGAACGGCCGACGCUGAAUGAAAUUUUAUCAAAUCUUGAUAAAUUAUCAUUAGAAAGGACUAUUAAAUUCAUAACAAAUAAUGUUAAAGAUUCUAAGAACUUUCCAGAAACGACUUCUGAAAUAAUCACAAAUAGUAUUGAAGUCAGUUCUAGUUCAGACGACCUUAAGAAUUCAUCAACAAAAAUACAACAUCCAUCUAAAAUUCUCAUAAAUGAACUACGGAAUUUUUUUAAGAAAUAUUUUUUACUCACGGGCAUUACUUGGAUAUUGUGUCACUUGCAAUUG